Messenger RNA from Anoplopoma fimbria (sablefish), 2272 nucleotides. RefSeq names its product microfibril-associated glycoprotein 4-like. Gene Ontology annotation, biological process: elastic fiber assembly. The record is from RefSeq and is a predicted model, not a curated record. Lineage: Eukaryota; Metazoa; Chordata; Actinopteri; Perciformes; Anoplopomatidae. Bases 269 to 934 code for a protein of 221 amino acids. The transcript is spliced from 7 exons.
AGAAGAGUCCGACAGACGGGCAGAGACAGACAACCUACCUGGACAUGGAUCACCUGCUCAUGCUUCUGAUGCCGCUGUGGAGCUCAGGUGCUCAGUGUGGAACCACAGCCCAGGAUGGUGGACGUCUCCUCCAGCAUCUCACCUGAGAGCUUCAACACCAUCAGGUCCUUUCUCACCAAAGUAGUAAGAAACAAGGACAUCGGACCAGACAGAACCCAGAUUGCCGGUAUCAGUCGUGCUCCUCCUGGCUCCGGUGUUGACCAGCUGCAUGGCUCUGGUCAUGCCGCUGGACUGCAGUGACAUCCAUAAUAAUGACAACAGCCGACCCAGCGGAGUGUACACCAUCUAUCCCAUCGGAUCCACGUCUGCUGUCCAGGUGUACUGUGACAUGGUCUCUCAAGAAGGACGCUGGACGGUGUUCCAGAGGAGGAUGGACGGCUCGGUGAACUUCUACAGGCCCUGGGAUCAAUACAAGUUUGGCUUCGGUGGUGCAGCAGGAGAGUACUGGCUCGGGCUUGAGACUCUCUUCCACCUGACGCUGAGGAAACGGUAUGAGCUGCUGGUCGACAUGGAGGACUUCAGUGGAAACACAGUGUCCGCUCGUUACUCCUCGUUCUCCAUCGACCCAGAGUCCUCCGGAUACACACUGCAUGUGUCUGGAUUCACUGAUGGAGGGGCAGGAGACUCCCUGAGUUCUCACAGCGGGCAGAAGUUCUCCACCUUCGACAAAGACCAAGACUCGUAUGCAGGGAACUGUGCCAGACUAUACUUGGGGGCAUUCUGGUACAAUAGCUGUCACCAUACAAACCCCAACGGGGUUUAUCGUUGGGGGGCUGACAACACUCUCUAUGCUGUUGGAGUUAAUUGGUACCAUUGGAAGGGUCAUGACUACUCCCUGAAGGCCAUCAGCAUGAAGAUCCGUCCUGUGCACUAGAUCAGGACCAACGUACAGCAGAACAUCAGCUGAUGAUGAUCUAUAUGUGAUCACACAUAACCUUUAGAUGGAAACACUUGGAAAGUCUGGUAAUGUGUACGUUUUAAAGUCAGACACAACUUUUGCUGGAGGUUUGAACCCCUGAUGUGAAUCAUUAUCUGCUGUAUGCUGACAAUAAACCAGAAGCUGUCUUCACUUCGUCUCAUGUGUCUCUAUGUCUGGAUUCUUUCUUUUAAAGACACUGUGUGGUGGACGAUCACUUUUCUUCCUGUUCACAAACAGACAACAACUCCACCUUCUUCAGAGGAAAUAUACAUAUUAAUACUCCUUAGAGGUAUCAAGACUAGUAUUCAAGUCAUGUUGAUGUCAACUAUCUCUAAUUUUCAAUAAAGUAAUGUCACACACAUGAAGAUAAAACAGGAAACGAUUCAGCGUUUAAUUCAGAGAUAGUUGAUAUCACCAAUACGUUUUACAGCCUCAGUGUGAACUGACUGACAAUAAUUAUUUGAAUUUCCUUAUUUUUCCUUGGCCAAAAGUUAUCGAAGCAAUAAAGUUGUAAGUAGAGUUUUAUUCACUGCAUUCAGAUCUCCAUGUUUCCUCUCAAAAAAUGUUUUAUUUGCUGAUAAUUAUAAAGAAAAUGUAGCUUAUUCUGAUAUAUAUUUUCUAUAUAUAUAUAUUAUUUUUUGGGGGGGGAGUUGUGGAUUGAUUUUGAUAUUGUUGUAAAUUUUAGUUUUUCCUAGUUUUGUUUAAUUUUAAUGAGUUUUUAUGAUUACUGUGUAUUGUUAUGUGUACAUAACUUAUUGUUCUGCCUUGUCUGUUGCAUUUUGUAAAUCUUUAUGUUUUUGAAGAAAAGUUCAUUUGUAUCAAAGACAAAAAGUUGGAUUAAUGCACUUUAAUUCCACACAAUGUGAUUCAUCCUUUAGUUUGUGCUGAAAGGUUAAAUAUGGAGCUUGACUCAAUCAUUUUCUUUAUUAAUAAUUAACAUAACUUUCUGGUUCCUGAUAAUAAAUGUUAUUUAUACAGCGCGGGGGAGGGGCAGAUAUGUGUUGACAGAAGAUGAUCUCAAACAUUGCACAAGAUGGUGUUUGUGUUGUUUCUGAUAAUAAAAGAAACACAGCUAACCUGCUCUUUAAACUGUAUAAGUUUAAGUCCCACAAUGCAGAUGGAUUAUUAACACGUCCUUUUCUAGGUUUAUGUUUAUGAAACUGAACGAUUGUUCACAGUAAAAUAAUUUCUCUUGCUGCUCUUCUGUGAUUAUUAAUUUAUCAAACAGGCGUUAUUGAUUAAAAACAACUAUGAAAUAAAUGUUUAAGCGUCUGAUUCGUCAGUCACAAAAAC